This is a messenger RNA of Eucalyptus grandis, 1595 nucleotides long. RefSeq names its product putative F-box/LRR-repeat protein At5g54820. Lineage: Eukaryota; Viridiplantae; Streptophyta; Magnoliopsida; Myrtales; Myrtaceae. The record is from RefSeq and is a predicted model, not a curated record. The transcript is spliced from 4 exons. The coding region runs from base 1 to 1272 and encodes 423 amino acids.
AUGGCCCGCGUUGCUGCGAUUCAGCUCGAUGUCCCUCCUAAAGAGCCUAUCAUUUUCACAGACAGUUCAGAAAUGAUCAAAGCCGACCACCGACCUGGUCUUCGAUGGAGAGAUUGUAGCCCGGCUUCGCAGUACCUUGCCCACCGCCCCAAGUUCGACCUCUGGCUCCGCUUCGCAGAGGGGCACCGAGUGGAGGAGCUCAGCCUGCUGCUAGUGCCGACUACUGACCCGCCGACGCCUUAUAUACUGCCGCGGUUCUUGUAUUGCUGGAGUUGGUUGGUGCGCCUUGAAGUCUGGGUGUGCUGUUUCUCGUUGGGUAGGACUAUUAGGUGGCCUUGUCUUAAGAUCUUGGUGAUCGCAAUUUCAAGGUUGAGCGAUGAUAUCCUCGAGGGAAUUUUCAGGGGAUGCCCUGUUCUAGAGUCCCUUGAAUUGUGGGGUUGUUGGGGCGUGAAGAACAUUAUGAUAGAUUCGACAAGUGUGAAAGAGUUGGUACUUCGUAACUUAAGCAACUCUAACAUUCAGAAAAUUUGGGCCCCGCAUUUGCUGUUGCUGCGAAUAUCAGGGGGUUGGCAACCUCAUGCCAUGCUAAGACUUGGCGAUGUAUCUUCUUUGGUGGAAGCCAAGUUAGAUUUUUCGAUUCGAGUUCUUACCGAUUUGCCUAGUGACGAGAUGCUGUGCAGCCACAUGUUGAAGGAAACCUUUCAGAAGCUGUGCGGAGUUACUACAAUCACCAUUGGGGCUUGGUGUUUUCAGAAACUUUCCCUUUUGGAGAUGGAAGGAGUGCCAGCGCCAUUGUCAAUAUGUCAGAGUCUAACGCUACAUGCAGACAUUACUCAGUGGGACCUUUCUGGGAUAGCAUACAUGCUACGAAUUUCACAGUGCCUGGAAAAAUUAGUCAUAUGCUUGACUGGCCUCCCCCUAUCAAUGUAUAGUCUUGACGAAGAAUCGAAAGAAAGUUUUAACUAUGAUGAAGAUGAUUUUUUAUGUUCACGAAAGGGGAAAUUUCAAUGCUUGGCGAAACAUCUCAAGAGAGUUGAGAUCACCAUUGAUAAUUUUGGGUUGGAACGUCUGCUUGCCCUGAUUAAGUUUCUUCUUGGUGAUGCACUUGCGCUGGAGAAGAUGAUUAUCAAGGCUAAUUUGAACAUGGGACAUGGACAAGAACACGUUCGAGCCACUAUUCUUUCAAAACUACUUGUUGUGAGCCAAAAUAUGCUCUGCUAUCGAAGAGCUUCCAGAAAUGCUGAAGUUAUCUUCAGCCACUCUUUCAAAUAGGUGUCCUUAAAGCAUAUGAAAAUCUGGGUUUCUUGUUAAUCUUAUGGCAGGCGUAUUUUGCCUUGGGCACUACACUACUCAUUCUUAUCUACAUUGUCAGGUUUUAACAUGUACCUAAUCUACACUUCUGUCAAGUUUAGUGUAGUUGUAAGUAUGAACCUCCUUAAGGAAUGAGGUUAAUGGUAGUGUUUUUGAUUAUCAGCACAUGAAGGGUGUUUGGUCAAGAUAAUUUUCUUUAUCUGCACUCUUGGAAGACUAAGCGAAGUCUUCAUGUAUUUGUGCGAAACUGCAUGGACAUCAUUACAAUUUGAUUUUAGUUUCAG